CCUCACUAGACACGCCCGACUCACUAGAAAGAUCAGAUAUUUAGUAAGGAUUCAGCGCACUCAGUCAAAAUGGGCGACAAAACCUCCGCCAAGUUCCUCUCCCUCGGCGCCAUCAUCCAGGAAUUCAACGUGGACGGACAAAACAUUGUUCAGGGUUUCGCCACGAAAGAAGACUACGAGAAGCACAACUCGCCCUGGUUUGGCGCGAAUAUCGGACGUGUUGCCAACCGCAUCAAAGACGGUGUUAUUCAGAAUCUCAAUGGACAGUCGUAUCAGCUCGAAUUGAAUGACCCUCCCAAUGCGCUGCACGGGGGUAGUCGCGGAUGGGGUCGCUGCGAAUUCGAUGGUCCAACAGUGUUGAACCGCGAUGGGAAGACUACCCUGCUGUAUACGUAUCUGAGCCGUGAUGGAGAGGCAGGAUACCCAGGUACGGUGGAGUUCAGGGUCUACUAUACCACGAGUGAGGAGGUGGAGAAGGGCAAGACUACGUCGGUGCUGAAGAUUGAAUAUGAGGCUGAGUUGGUGGGCGAUGAGUGCAAUGAGACGGUUGUUAACUUGACCAACCACAGCUACUUCAACCUCAACGGCGGCCCAACCACCGAAGGCACCAUCAGUAAACUAUCAACACAGGACUACCUACCACUAGAGAACGGCAUCCCACUGGGGCCCAUCGAGCCCUACCCCAGCGAAGUCACCAAGGACUUCACCUUCGGCCCGCAGAACCAAUUCGACGAUGUCUUCGUCAUGGACCGCGACCUGUCCCGCGUUCCCCUCGAUACGCGGGGUGAGCCCCUCCGCCUGCUGGCCGAGUUCCAGCACUCAGACACGCGCCUGCACCUGCAAGUGCACAGCACGGAGCCGGCAUUCCAAUUCUACACGGGCCAAGGCAUCGAUGUACCCGAAACAGACGGGAAGCCGAGUCGGGGCCCUUUUGCGGGGUUCUGCAUCGAGCCCAGUCGGUUUGUCAAUGCGGUCAAUGAGCCCGGAUGGCGGCACACGGUCGUUCUCCCGAAGGGGCAGAAGUACGGUAGUACCAUCGUGUAUAAGGCCUGGAGGGAGUGAUCCAAAACAGAACCAGAACCAUAACGAGAACCCGAGGUAAACUGCCGGGAAAGAGUCAUGCCACAGUGAAUCAAUAAACGGCCGAUCGGUGGAGAGAGUAGUUAGUGCCUAGGCUCGGCAUGGGCGUGGACGUACGUCGCCGAGGCAGGGACAUCUAUUCUCUAUGUAGAAAUACGGAACUCUCCGUCUUUUAAUUCCGCUGAUCUAAUAUGUACUAGCCAGAAAAUCCUCGACAAUAAUGAUUUUUUUCUUUUUGAUCUGAAAAAAAAUUUCUUGGCAAUCAUCCGAUUAUCCAUAGCAUCACAUGAUCACAGCGUGCCGAU
Messenger RNA from Aspergillus costaricaensis CBS 115574, 1385 nucleotides. RefSeq names its product aldose 1-epimerase. Gene Ontology annotation, biological process: glucose metabolic process; beta-D-galactose catabolic process via UDP-galactose, Leloir pathway. The record is from RefSeq and is a predicted model, not a curated record. Gene Ontology annotation, molecular function: carbohydrate binding; aldose 1-epimerase activity. The coding region runs from base 70 to 1062 and encodes 330 amino acids. The transcript has 2 exons. Lineage: Eukaryota; Fungi; Ascomycota; Eurotiomycetes; Eurotiales; Aspergillaceae.